Branchiostoma floridae (Florida lancelet) is the source of this 973-nucleotide messenger RNA. RefSeq names its product isoamyl acetate-hydrolyzing esterase 1 homolog. Lineage: Eukaryota; Metazoa; Chordata; Leptocardii; Amphioxiformes; Branchiostomatidae. Bases 51 to 800 code for a protein of 249 amino acids. The transcript is spliced from 6 exons. The record is from RefSeq and is a predicted model, not a curated record. Gene Ontology annotation, molecular function: hydrolase activity, acting on ester bonds.
UUUGGGGUCAUCGCAAGGUCAGAUACCCAUCAUCCUCACUCAAAACAAAGAUGGCGGCUUCCGCUGAAGAAAAUUCCGAGGACCUACAAACUUGGCCGAAAUUCGUCCUGUUUGGGGAUUCUAUAACCCAGUUAGCAUUUUGCGAUGGGGGUUGGGGAGCAGCUUUACAGCAUGUUCUGCAAAGGAAGUGUGAUGUGGUAUGUCGGGGAUUGUCGGGUUACACCACGGCGUGGGGGAAGCUGGUUCUACCCCAGGUCAUCAACAAACACAAUGCCACGGACGUCGUGCUGGUCACGAUAUUCUUUGGCGCCAAUGAUGCCUCGCUUAAAGAAAUGAGUCCCAAGCACGUACCACUCGAUAACUACAAAACCAACCUGAGGGACAUGUUGGAGUACCUACAGCAGUUAGGGCUGGGUCCAGACCAGGUCAUUCUCAUCACACCUCCAGCACUGGACGAACAGGCCUGGCAGAAACACUGUCAGGGGAUGGGUUCCAGUAUCAACAGGUUGAACGAAGUGACCGGUCAGUAUGCCAAGGCCUGCUGGGAGGUGGCUGAAGAGAGAAAAGUGACCUGUGUUGAUCUCUGGACAGCCAUGCAGAAGGAAAAGGAUUGGCAGAGGUUUCUGGAGGAUGGCUUGCACCUGUCCAGGAAGGGUAACCAGUUCCUGGCACAGCAUCUCGUCCCCCUUGCUCAGGAAGGCACCAACCAUCUACCAAUCAUCUUCCCCCUCUCAGAAGAUGUGGAUCCCUACCAACCAGAGGAGGCCUUACUUCAUAAGACUGAAGCCAAAGAGGACUAACUCUAAAAGUACACUUUAGUGAGUGAUUGAACAAUGAGUGAGUGAGCGAGUGAUGUUUUUGUUUUUAUGCUUGACUUUUUUUUGUUGCAUAAUCAUCUUAAGUGUUCUGUAUCUGUAUCUGUAUCUAUAUAGCCGAUAUAACCGCCCUUCUGCGUAACACACCAGCUUCGCAG